Molecule: messenger RNA, 2319 nt
Organism: Esox lucius (northern pike)
Lineage: Eukaryota; Metazoa; Chordata; Actinopteri; Esociformes; Esocidae
Product: cytotoxic and regulatory T cell molecule
Exons: 12
Coding region: 794-2176 (460 amino acids)
Biological process (GO): detection of tumor cell; positive regulation of natural killer cell mediated cytotoxicity directed against tumor cell target; cell recognition
Cellular component (GO): plasma membrane
Molecular function (GO): signaling receptor binding
Source: RefSeq, a predicted model, not a curated record
CACACAAUGGAUUAUGAUCAGCUUCCUCUAUACAGAUAUUUUGCAACUCAAUUUGUUUAAAUGUAUUCCCAAGAAUUAAUUGUAAUUCCUAAGAAAGGCAAGGAAUCAUGUUUGAGAAAACAGUAUGUGCUGACUUUUUAGGAGCAAGCCAAUGGAAUAGGCAUGGACAUGUUCCCCUCAAUGUUAGAAGCAGGUCAAUUGCAAGCCCCAAUUAGUAAGAACAAUUUGAAAAAUAAAAUAAGACGUGUCCACUCCAAUAACAUCCUCACUCAUAUGCCCUUGGUCAGGCAGCCAUUUUAUACGAGGCAAGAAGCAUACAGGGUGCACUGCCAGUGACCGCCUGACACUUAAGGCUGGGCUACUGCAGUGCCAUGGGAAAUUUGCUGUGUACCACGAAGUUGACAAUGACACGUUAUGACGUUAGGGAAUUUCCAAGGACAUACCAACCAUAGGGGGUACGGCUGCAAAUAACGGUGCAAGUACACUUCUAGAAACCCAAAUGUUUCAUUUAUUUUAAAACGUCAUGAACCGACUACUUCAUAGCCUUUUUUUUAAAUCAUAAAACAAUCGAACCGUUUUCAAUAUCAUGUCUUGGCAUCAACUAGGUUGGCAAGAAUCACAAAAGAGAUUUAUGGGAUGAUCUCUGUCCAUUGGGGAAGUGGGAGGCACGUGUUUGACUCCCUCCCCCAACAGGGAUUCUGAAGGACAAAGCUGAGCACUGCAUUUCCACUGGCUCCGCAUCCAAGCACAUUAAAAUUGCGGCCAUUUCACCGGAUCUGUUGCAGUGUCUCAUAUGACCCUGAUGGAGGGUAAGACACUAACCAUGGCAUGUCACAUAAGAAAUGCUGCCAAAAGCCAUGUGGAAUGGAAGAAUCCUGACGGGCAUGUUAUGUUUUUCAAUCAUCAGAAGGCCCUGAAGGACAAGCGCUACAAGAUAAUCAACCUGUCUCAGUCCGAUUUUUCAAUCAGUGUGUCCGAUGUCACCUUUAAAGAUGGAGGCCUCUACACAUGUUUACAUUACAGUCACAAAGAGCCUGUAAUAAAAAAGGUUGAAGUGACUGUCUUGGGUAAGCCAAAAUUGGAGAUAACAGAACAUAAUGGAAAAACUGCUGUCAAAUGUUCUGCAAUGGCAAACAGCCAUCCUCCCAAAAUAUCAUGGAUGUUGGGGAGUGGGGUAGAAAUUGAUGCUCAGCAUCAACCCCAGUAUUUGAAAGUGAAAAACACAUAUUCUUCAAUGGAUACCUUGCUUCUUCGGUCCCACAAGAGGAAAGUCACAAUAAAAUGCAUUGUUCAUCAUCCAGCCUUAUACAAUUCAUCUCUGAUGAAUUUUGUGAAAAUCGGACCCAACCCCACUGAAGAAUCGCACUUCACCACAAAAGCCUCUCAUUGGACCAGUAAACAACUUCAAAAUAAGGUACUCACAACAACAGUCUCCCACUGGCCUAGUCCACAAGCGUCAAAAGCAACACCAACAGCUACAGUAAUAAAUUGGUCCAGUACAAGGGGAUCACCAGCAUCCACCCCUUACUCACAACUCAACACAGAAAAUUUGUCGUCAUUGUCUCAAACAAAGAACACACCUUAUAAUGACACAGGAAGCAACUCCACCAAUGCUAGAGAUUUGUCGUCAGUGUCCCAAACCACCAUGAACACACCUUAUAAUGACACAGGAAGCAACUCCACCAAUGCUAGAGAUUUGUCGUCAGUGUCCCAAACCACCAUGAACACACCUUAUAAUGACACAGGAAGCAACUCCAGCAAUGACACAGGAACUUUGUUGGAUGAGACAGAGAGGCAGCAAGGAAAUAAUCGAAGUACUCAGUUGUUUAUCUUCCUUGUGACGUGCCUCAUCCUUGGUCUUCUAAUAGUAGUAGCAUUCUUCGGGUUCAAGCUAAGAAGAGCUCACAUACUCUGGAAGAAAGAAAAUGAAGACUCAGAUCAAUCUGUGGAGAGCAGCAAAUCAAAAUCAAGCAAUGAAGAGAAGCAAUCCAGAGGGAGGAGGGCCAAUGGCCUCUUUCAGAUUGGAUUCACAAAAUAUGUUGUUGAAGAACCCAUGGCAACAGAGACAAAGACGCCAUCACUAACAAAAAUAACAGAAGAGGCUCCUGUAAUUCAAGUUGUCCCACAGACAAAUGGAGCAACCCAAAGUUCUCAGAUUAAGGAGACAGAACUGUGAAAUAUUUCAGUCUUGUAUGAGUGUGUGUGUGUGUUUAUAAAGAUAAUUCAAAAAGUAGUUAUGAUUUAGAAAUGACUAAGAUUUUGCAAACUGUAUAUUUUUUAUGGAAUAUUGUUUAAAUAAUGUGCAUACACAGGCUGAUA